AUGCGUUUCCUCCUGAGCAGAGCCAUCGCCUUGGCCAUCUCAUCUUCCCUGUUCCUCUUCGCUCAGUUGAGCCACGCCCUGCCAGUCCCGACCCAAGUCCUGUCAGUCUCUCCAGUAGUCUCGCACCUCGAAGGACGCCAUAACGUUCCCGCCAUAUCAGCUCUCCUCGCCCCAGUCGAAGCAACAGUCAACGCCACCGACGCCUCUCUCAAACCUCACCACCAUCACACACCGCAACACACUCAUCACCACGCCCACUUCCACAAACGCCACGACUACACCCUAAUGUGUUUCUCCCCGUCCGAUCGUACUGACCCCAAAUCCCCUAAAAUCGACGACGUCCCCCUCGCCCGCCGCUGCACCAGCCGCCCCUACCGGUACAGCUGCGACGCGAAUGCCAACCCGGAUAUCUUAGACGGUGGAAAGACAGACAAGGAGUGCGAUCGGUAUUGCGAGUGUCGUAACACUGGCGCGAAUCCGAAGCCGUACUGUGUUGGGAUCCUGGGGUGGAAUAGUUACAGCACAUGCUUCUGA
Messenger RNA from Cyphellophora attinorum, 534 nucleotides. RefSeq lists its product as uncharacterized. The record is from RefSeq and is a predicted model, not a curated record. The transcript has a single exon. The coding region runs from base 1 to 534 and encodes 177 amino acids. NCBI's taxonomy places the organism in Eukaryota, Fungi, Ascomycota, Eurotiomycetes, Chaetothyriales, Cyphellophoraceae.